Messenger RNA from Mesocricetus auratus (golden hamster), 2222 nucleotides. It is a transcript of the gene Dand5, whose product is annotated as DAN domain BMP antagonist family member 5. Gene Ontology annotation, biological process: determination of heart left/right asymmetry; signal transduction involved in regulation of gene expression. Gene Ontology annotation, molecular function: morphogen activity. The record is from RefSeq and is a predicted model, not a curated record. NCBI's taxonomy places the organism in Eukaryota, Metazoa, Chordata, Mammalia, Rodentia, Cricetidae.
GUGUCCGGGCGGCAGCCAUGCAGUCCCGGGAUCGGCCGCCAGAUGGCGCCGCGGGAAAGACCAAGGCCGCAGCUUCUCACGCUCCAGCGGCCUGGCCUUGCUCUUCCUCACCUGGGUGUGAGAUGCACUUCUCUGAGGUGCUAGGGCUGGACCCCCCAGGCGCCUCGAGGGUCCCAAAGCCUGGGACGCAGUCUCACAUCUUUUGUGUACUUCCCACAAUUCUGUUCCCGGUGUCUCAGGGCUCUGCAACAAAGUGUCACCUUCUCUGGGGGUCUUCCUGACUGCCCUGGGAUCAGAAAUCCAUACCCUGACUCCUCCAACGCUCGUUGCAUUCAUUUUAUUUUUUGCUUUGAAAGCCCAGGCUGCCCUUAAACUCCUGAUUUCCCUGCCUCAGCCUUUAGUGCUGGGAUGACAUGGGAGCUGAGGCCAGUACCUGUAAUCUCUGCACUCAGGAGAAUGAGUGGAGCAGGCACAAGACGUGGCGGUCUCAAAGGAAGUGCUGUGUCCACCCGCCCACCCGAUAAGACAACAACGGCAGCGCUCGCUCGCUCGCUUACUUCAUUACUGCUUGGGCACAGGCAUGAUACAGGGCUCCCUGAUUGUCAUUCAUAGGGUGCCCUCCUCAGAACAGGAAGGAAAAGCAUCAUGGGUUCAUGAGACUAAAGUGUGUCAACACUUGUUUUCAGGUCCUUCUGAGUCCUCAGUACAACCCUGAGGCAGAGACUGUCAGAGGCGCCCUGCUGCUGAAGAGGAGGCUGAAGCCCAUGGUGGUUCCCUUGCUUGAGGGUGCACAGCCGCUGAAGGGGGUGAUGUCACUUGAUUCUCAUGGUCCCCAUGGAGCGGGUCAGCCCCCACUGGGACUCCCAGCAGGCUGGGAGGAGCUGUGGGACUGGCCAGGUCAGCUUGCCUCCCUUCCCUGCUGGGAGCUCCCAGAACCACCCCUGGGCUGCCCAGGAGGGGACAGUGGUGAAAAGCAGAUCUCGAGGACCCAGGCUCACACUCUAGACAGCAGGGCCCAUUGCAGAGGACCCUGAGCCCACUCCAAGACAGACGGACGACUGGACGGCUACGCGAUGCUCCGUGGCCAGUUAACCACGCUGCUGGGUCUGCUCAGUGGGGUGUGGCUACCCACGGGCUCAGGGAGGCCGGGGACCCCAUCUACCCCUGCUCAGGCCGGGACUGCUGCCAAUCAGAGCUGGACUCUGGACCCUCUGGUGCCAGCCUCUGCCUUGGGGAGCUGGAAGACCUUCCUGGGCCUGCAGGACAGACAGCAGGGUGCAGGUGGGCUGCAGGGGGGGCAGAGAGAGGCCGCUGCUGUGUCUUUGCCCUUGCUUCCCCAAGAAGUGCUCCAGGAGACUUGUAAGACUGUGGCCUUUAUUCAGGUGCUUUCCAGGCCUGGUUGCACAGCUGCCAGGGUCCUUAAUCGUCUGUGUUUCGGCCACUGUUCCUCCUUCUACAUUCCCAGUGCGGGUCCCACCCCCGCAGUCCUCUGCAACAGCUGUGUGCCCGCUCAAAAGCGCCAGACUUCGGCGGUGCUGUGGUGUGGGGCUGGCCACACAGCCUCCCGUCGGCCAGUGAGGAUGCCCAUCACCCUGGUGCAGAAGUGCCAGUGCCGUCCGAAGCUGUGACGUCAGGAGGACUGCACAGCACAGGAACCGUGGGAAGAGGCAGGAGAUGCGGUAGAAAGACGUGACCUGAAUGAUGUACAUCAUCAGGUCAAGAGAGCAGGGUUAGGGCAGAUCAGGUGCACAAGAUCCUCGUCUGUUCCUGGGACACGAGACAUGGUCUGCCAGUCAUGGGUUGAGACCACUCAUAGUCAUGGCAUACCAUGCAUGAAGCCCUGGGUUCCAUUCUUUUUUUUUUUUUUUUUUCCGAGACAGGGUUUCUCUGUGGCUUUGGAGGCUGUCCUGGAACUCACUCUGUAGACCAGGCUGGUCUCGAACUGAUCGCAGAGAUGUGCCUGCCUCUGCCUCCCGAGUGCUGGGAUUAAAGCCGUGCGCCCGGCCCCGGGUUCCAUUCUUAACGCGGGGAUGUGUGGAGGGAAAAGGUGAAAACCAGCUGUAGUGUGUGAUUCGCAGGGCCCUGUGAGGGAGGGGAUAUUCCUUCCACAAGCGCUACCUUACAGCAUCCUCAAGGACCAGCCCUCAGUGGUUCCACAGGGUAGAAUUUCACCACAGGUCAUUUUGCAGAUGAGGAAACUGAAGCCGUUGAGGCACUAUCAC